Molecule: messenger RNA, 2950 nt
Organism: Petromyzon marinus (sea lamprey)
Lineage: Eukaryota; Metazoa; Chordata; Hyperoartia; Petromyzontiformes; Petromyzontidae
Source: RefSeq, a predicted model, not a curated record
GUAGUAGCACGACGCAGGCUUUUGUUCCAGGCACUGCACGAAACGUUGUCUGUUUUUUUAUUUUUCUUCUUCUUAGGGAAGUGUUAUCGAUGAAUGUGGUGAGUUAAUUUUGUGUUCGUGUGGGAGUGUGUUUGCGUUUAAUGGGACUUUGAGUUUUACCGGGUGAUUAUGUUGGGAAGGAAGUGUGUAUUGUUGUGCGCUGUGUGUGUGUGAAUUCAGGAACUUAGGAAGUUGAGGGUUAAUUUUCUUUGAUGUGAAAGAAAAUGCACCCAACUGAUAUUUCUGUAGGUCACAUUGAAUGCAGCAGCAGCACAGCUUUUGUAACGCUAGUGAAUAAAAAAAAAUCAUUGCCAAAACUUAAAAUAAAAAAAACAAAAUACAGCAGUGCGUAUGGACGAUAUCACUCGCCGCCGACGAUGUCACUCGCCGCCGACGAUGUCACUCGCCCCCGAUGUUAGCCGAGCCGGGCUAUGAGCGGUGAUUGCUCCGUGGUGCUGCUGUUGCUUGUCACAUUUGCCCAUCCAAAGUUGAAUUCCUGAACACAUUGUGUUGCCGCCGAUUGGAAGCACCUAUUGUCUAUUUUAUAUUCCUAAUCACAAGAUGCGGCGUAUCUAUGGGGUUUGUUUUACAGAGGUGAUAUUAUUCCACGUGCUCAUAAGUUACCGCCCUUUCUCAGCAUUUAACCCAGACAGUAAAAAUGCAUUAUGUAAAAAAACGACCAUAAUGUAGGUCAACCCACAUGUUUAAACCGCUCUUCUGUAAUAACGACGACGAACUAAGAUGACUGUCCCCGUGAACUUCACUCGUGGAUUCCACACCCAUGCCGUAGGGCACGGUGCACCAGACUGACAGUCGUCCCGUCCGGAUUGUGCUCACCCAUCACCGGAUUGUGCUCACCCAUCACCGGAUUGUGCUCACCCAUCACCGGAUUGUGCUCACCCAUCACCGGAUUGUGCUCACCCAUCACCGGAUUGUGCUCACCCAUCACCGAAUUGUGCUCACCCAUCACCGGAUUGUGCUCACCUAUCACCGGAUUGUGCUCACCCAUCACCGGAUUGUGCUCACCCAUCACCGGAUUGUGCUCACCCAUCACCGGAUUGUGUUCACCCAUCACCGGAUUGUGCUCACCCAUCACCGGAUUGUGCUCACCCAUCACCGGAUUGUGUUCACCCAUCACCGGAUUGUGCUCACCCAUCACCGGAUUGUGCUCACCCAUCACCGCACUGUUCGACUCUGCCCUCCCACUCGCCGCCUCCCUGACCAGCUGUGCGAGCCAUGGAGUGUGUAGUCGGUGCAUCUGCGCCGGGCGUUCAGGAAGCCAGAGGAGGAACCUCCGGGGUAUUGGAUUACCGACGUGGAUGACUAACAAGUGGAGAUUCAGGUUUUGUGUUUCAAUGGAUUCCUGCUGUGUGUGUGUGUUUACGUGACAGAGGAACGCGAUGACCCUGCGCUGGAUGUCGCUGCUUCUGCUGCAGCUGCUGCUGAACCUUGCGGCAAUGGGAACGCACGCUGAUGUUCCUCUGUCGCGAGAGCCCAAAACGCGAGCCCAAACAAUGCCGAUCUUCUACAAGUUCACGGUCACGGAGAAUGAGAAUGUUGGGCAAAGCGAAUUGAUCUGCACGUGUUUUUCAUUCCUGGGAUUUCAGGAUGGAAUCAACAGAAUUGAUUCUAAUACUAAUCUACCUUUCCGCCAUGACUAUGACCCUAGCAGAAACCUGACCCUCAAAGUGCUCUGCACGGAUGCGGUGGAAUGUUUCAGCGACGAUUAUGAAGACGACUAUGAGGCUCCCAGUGUGCUGUGGAAUGAAACGCUUGAAAUCAGGGUCAAAGGGGAAGAGAACACAAAUGUUGUUGGCUUCGACUGCAAGUACACCAGGAAGAAUGUCAACUGCUCGUGGUCGCGUGGUCACCUGGCUCCGGCCGACACCGUCUACAAGAUGUUCUAUCACUACAAAGACAUCGAGGUGCAAGAGUGCCCGACCUACAUUGUCAAGUCCGGCCUGAGAGUCGGCUGCUACUUCACUCCCGACGAAAAGGCGCGCUCGGUGGAGCACCACUUUUACGUGAACGGCACGAGCAGCAGCAGCAGCAGCAGCAGCGUCGCCAUCAGACCAUUCUACCUCAAGGCGUUCCCCGCCUCGCUGUGUUUCACGGAAACCCCCACUAACCUCCACGCCUCCAGCGACGAUGACACGAGCAUCAACAUCACCUGGACGAGCGACUGCCGCAAAAAAUGCUUAUCGUUGGUUUCCAUCACGGAGAACGUCAGCGGCAAGAGAGAGAUACUGGAGGUGAGGCACGGCGCUGAUGCGCUCGUCGAUCUGCUGUACAGCGUGAAACGGAAUCUCUCCAUCAAGGUGCGGACGCAGUUCGUCGACGAAGAUGGUUGCCAGUGGAGCGCGUGGAGUGAAUCGCUCACCCUGGAACCACGUGACCCGAUGCCAGCGACUGGCAAGGAAGCAGAUACAUGGAUUAUGUGGCUGGCUCUGUUUAUGGGAUUAAUGCUGCUUUUGCUCGGAGUGGUGAUACUGAUCCUUGUUGUUGGGAGAAGGUGUAAGUCUGUGUUGUGGCCAAAAGUAUCAGAUCCGUCCGUAAUAUUCGAAGAACUUUACACAAAGCACCAAGGGAACUUUGAGAGAUGGGCUGGAGCCCCCGUGGUGUCGAGCAAGGAGGUGGACUUGACCCAGGACAUAAAGUUCAGCCCGGUGGAGCCCGAGAGUGAGGUGACCAAGCUGGGACAACCAGGCCAAUAAUGGGGCCUCUGCCUUCACACCAAUGCAAUGGCUGCAUUUAAGUCCUCCUGCUCCGUGUGUGUGUGUGCGCGCGUUGUACACGCACGUACACAGUGGGCAUGUGUUUCCUUGCAAGUGGUAUUAAUAUCGAUUUAAAGCUUUCGUGACUGCAAUGAUUCAUCUUCUUUGGUUCUUUCGGUAAAGUCACGUAGAAUGAG